Messenger RNA from Rotaria sp. Silwood2, 1584 nucleotides. Lineage: Eukaryota; Metazoa; Rotifera; Eurotatoria; Philodinida; Philodinidae. The record is from the annotation of a GenBank genome assembly.
AUGGGUGUUACAGGAACAUUAGAAACGUUAAGUGAUCCUGAAAAAGAAGUCAUAAAAAUUGUGUAUAAAAUCGGAAAAAAUACAUAUACUUCUUCAGUAUUUGGUAAAAAUAAUCUUAAAUUUAGAGAAAAAGACGAUAUUAGUAUUGAAAAUAUUGAUAAUUAUUUCAAUACCAUCAGAAGAGAAAUCGAUGACAGAUUAGUAGGAGGAAAAUCGUCAGAAAAACGUGCUGUAUUAGUCAUUUUCGAAUCAAUAUCAAAAUUAAAAGAAUUCUAUGAGUCAAAGGCUUUAGAAGCAAUAAAACCAUCAGUUGCGUAUUUAACAGAAGAAGCGUCUUCAAAAGAAAAAGAAGUUACAAUAAAACGUGCUACGACAUCUGGUCAAAUAACUCUGCUAACCAGAACUUUCGGUAGAGGAACAGAUUUCGUAUGUUAUGGCCCAAGUGUUGUUAACAAUGAUGGUACUCACGUCAUUCAGACAUUUCUUUCGGAAGAAAAACAGAUUAAAGGUAGAACUGCAAGACAAGGUAAUUAUGGUUCGUAUAGUAUGAUACUACUCGAUAGCGAUUUGGAGAAAUUUCUCAUUCAGAAGGAAGAUAUUGAAAAUGUUAAGAGAGGUGUAAGAAUUCUAGUUCGUCGUGCAAGUGCGCUUACCACGACAAAAAAAACCUAUGAUACUGUAUAUGAACUUCUACAUGAGAAGCAUACCGAUUUAUUCAAAGCACAAUAUGAAGCUAAUACUAAAUUUAUUAAGCAAGCGAAAGAAAGGCAUGAUGCUACUCAACAAUUUCUAAAAAGUCUCAAUUCGGGAGAUGUUAAUUUCGUUAGAACAUUUUUAGCGAAAGAAAACGAAGGACCAAAUAUGGGUUCCGGUCAGUCUCGAACAAUUUGUUUAAUGGAUGCUACAGGUUCAAUGUCUCAUUUGUUACAUAGAUGCAAAAACACAGUGGAGAUUAUGUUCGAGCGUACUAUAGCAGUGCUGCGAGACAAUAACAUCAGUGAAGGAUCGUUUCAAAUUCAAUUUGUUGUCUAUCGAAACUAUUGUUGUGUUGAAGAUAAGAUUCUUCAAAGUUCUCCUUUGGAAACGAAAGCGGAUCAUUUACGUGCUUUCAUGAGUAGCAUUAAUGUUGAAGGUGGCUUAGGUAAUGAAGCCAUUGAAAUUGGUUUACAGCACAGUAAUAGUGAAAACGAGAGAGAAGCAAUCACACAGGUUAUAUUGAUUGGUGAUGAGCCUCCAAAUACAAGAGACGAAGUAAAAUCGAAGAGAAAUAACCGUGGAGAGGCAUAUUGGCAGACUACUAAAUUUGCACAGGAGACCUAUUAUGAAAAUGAGUUAGAGAAACUGAUAUCGAAAAAUAUCCCAGUGUAUGCUUUUUUUGUUGCAAACCGUGCAGAAGCCAUUUUUAGACAGAUUGCUAAUAAAACAAAAGGAAGAUGCGAGCUAUUAGAUAUAAAUUCCUCGUCAGGCGCAGACAUGUUAACAGAUCUAGUGACAGAAGUAAUUCUAAAGAAUGUCGGUGGAGAUUCGAAAGGAAACGCUCUUGUUGCUGCAUACCAAAAGAAAUUUCCAAAGUCCUAUGCAUAG